GCAAGGCACACACACACACACAGAGCCACUGCAGUGACAGAGCAGAGGGAGACUCCCAGACACUGCAGGGGAACCACAGGAGCUGGCAAUCUACACUGCAAGAUGCUCCAUGUAUUUAACCCCCUACGAAAGUCUGGCAGUGAAACCUGUCUCUCUCCUGAAAACCCUCAACACUGGAAGCGUUUAGCUAUCAGAAGACAACCGCCUACUGAUGUCCCUGACCCUUCAUCCAACAUUGCUUCAGCCUUGCCCGUCCCGGAAGUGAGGGUGGAACGCUCAUUCAGUGCGGGUAACUUAACUUGUGACAGUGAUGAAGAGGAAGGGUCAGAAAACAGAACUCUGGGGGUCCCAGGAGCCAUGUGGAGGACACUGAGCGAGUCUCAUUUGGACUCAGGAGGCAGGGGGGAGACCCUUGGUGAGAAGCAGAAGUCUGGCAGUGGAUGGAGCUUGCCAUCACCAAAGACAUUAAGGAAGAAGAGGAGAGCUGCAAAAGUGACCGUUGCAAAACAGAAUCUUCUGUCAUUUUUUAUGGGAUCCUUUAAGUCGCUGGCUUCCAGUGUAGAAACAGAUAUCGGAUCAGUGUGUGAAACUGACAGAGCUCCAAGACACAAAAAGAAGGAACAGAAGCACAAAAGAAGUCAUUUGUCCCUGUUCCGACUCUGGCCAUCGCACUCGUCUCACAUUACACGGCCCAAUAUAGAAGAGGUGCAGCACUGGGGACAGUCGCUUGAUAAUCUGCUCUCUCACCCAUAUGGGCGCGCUCUCUUUCGUGUGUUCCUACAGUCAGAGUUCAGUGACGAGAACCUGGAUUUCUGGUUGGCGUGUGAAGAUUAUAGGGAAAAGCACCCAAACUUCAUCCUGCACAGCAAAGCACGCAAGAUCUAUCAGCACUACAUUGCGUUUCAGUCCCCUAAAGAGGUUAACCUAGACGCCAGCACAAGAGAAUUGACUGAACACAACCUCCUACUCCCGACACGUACAGCCUUCGAUGAGGCCCAACGCAGGAUCUACGGCCUAAUGGAGGGAGACUCCUAUCCCCGGUUUUUGCGUUCCGAUCUCUAUCAGAGCCUGCUCCACUCUCCUAAUGGGGCAUGCUGAGUGAAGAGAAAAGCAUGGUGACCCUGGGGAUGAAAAGGAGCCAGCCUGACCCCCCACCGAUCUGGGAACAGGUUCUCAGAACUUGAAUGGACCAAGUUUAAAAGGUCAUUUUGUAGGACUGCAUGACCCAUGUCAAGGUGGGUUCAGUGAUGCCAAAGCCUGUCAGAUGUGGCCAUUUUGAUCAAUGAGUAUCUCUUGAAGUAUGCCCUGUUUUGAUCCAGAAUGGACCAAAAUGCUUCUAUGCCAUAACCCGCUAGGCCAAGCCAUUUUUGAACUGUAGAGCUUUUGCCUUUUUUUAGUCCUUUUGAAUCAAAACUGUGUCAGAAUUGGCCAUUUUGAUUCAAGAUGGAGUCUAUGAUGUCAGCGCUUGUUGUCUGUGAUAGUGUUGGCUAACCUGAACACUAAUGGACAUAUGCAGACCAAGAGAAAUCAGUUUUUCGCCAUGUUGGCUUGAGGAUGGCCACAGAUGUAGGCCCCAAGCAUGUAACCGUGGCCAUUCUUGAACACUAUUCAUUUUACUCCUAAGCCAUCUUUUUAUUGAUUUUAGGUAGACUGUAAUCCAUUCCAAAGGCUUUGCCCUUUUUCCAGGGUUUGUUGGGGUAACAUUUCCGUUUCCUAAUUAUUUUUUUAUUUUAUAUUGUAUUUUUAUACACAUGGUGUUUCAUGAUGGAAAGGUAGAUUCAGCUAAAACAAGCCAUUUCUCAAACCCUGAGAAUGUCCAGUUUUUCAAGUCCAUACGUCUUAGUAUUCCAGUUGAUGGAAGAAGUCGGCCAUUUUGAACAACGACAUCACACGAGCUGUCAUUCUGAACUCGUGUAUGGUGUACAUUUUUGGGAGGGAAUGCAUGGUAAAUGGAUAUCUCAAAGUUGCCUGCUCCUUCUUCAUCCCCCCCAAAAUUAGUUACCACCCGUAACGGUAUGGAUAACCUUAGAAGACUUGCGCCUUUUUUUCUUUGCACUGUUAAUACCUUUUGCGCCUUCUCUGCCAUCUUAAAAAGCCUCCGUAUUGAUGCACUGAAGCCAUUUCCCUCUCCCCCCCCCCCCCCUCACCAUUAUGCACGUUGCUGCCUCAGUUUUCAGUGGCCGUGGUCAAUAUGGUCCACACAGCCGUCACCUCUAAGCGUUGUCCAUUUUACGUGUAUUCGUCCAUGUGUCUGUAAUCGCCAGGUUGAAGACGUGUCCGCCAUUCUGAGGUCCCUGCUCUACGUACAUUACUCUUUUGUUACAGCCUGCUACGUCCCCUCAUGACCUCCAAGCUUGAGACUUGUAGAGUGUUGUACGUCAUGUUUUUUUUUUUUCGUGGCUAUAAGUACGAAAUCAGGAAAAAAAAUGUGGUUGAUGAAGUCUUAAUGUUUUUUAUGAGUAAAUCUGUAAUUAGUCUUAAGCACUGAAUAAAGAUAUGCAGUAUUCA
Bufo gargarizans (Asiatic toad) is the source of this 2508-nucleotide messenger RNA. Its product is annotated as regulator of G-protein signaling 1-like. The record is from RefSeq and is a predicted model, not a curated record. Bases 103 to 1098 code for a protein of 331 amino acids. NCBI's taxonomy places the organism in Eukaryota, Metazoa, Chordata, Amphibia, Anura, Bufonidae. The transcript is spliced from 7 exons.